Messenger RNA from Monascus purpureus, 2194 nucleotides. The record is from the annotation of a GenBank genome assembly. NCBI's taxonomy places the organism in Eukaryota, Fungi, Ascomycota, Eurotiomycetes, Eurotiales, Aspergillaceae.
GUUGAUGCAUUACCAUGGCAAAUUCAAAAUUCGAGUAUGUCAAGCAAUUUGAGCAGCCCGACGUCUUGCUCCCAAAUACGUGGAUUGUAGUCCGGAUUGAUGGCAGAGGCUUCCACAGAUUCUCAGAUCGCUAUUGCUUCCAAAAGCCCAAUGACCGUCGCGCAUUGGAUCUGAUGAAUAAUGCAGCUGUUGAGGUGAUGAAGGAACUUCCGGAUCUGAACAUCGCCUACGGAGUCAGCGAUGAGUAUAGCUUCGUAUUCCAUCCAAGUUGUCAACUUUUUGAACGGCGGAGUGCAAAACUUGUUACGACUAUUGUGUCUACAUUUACAGCUCAUUAUAUAUUUAAAUGGGAUACCUACUUCCCCGGCACCCCUCUAGAGCCGCCGUACUUACCCUCCUUUGAUGGACGGGCGGUCGUGUAUCCGACUAUUUGGAACUUGAGAGAUUAUAUGAGUUGGAGACAGGUUGAUUGUCACAUCAAUAAUCUUUAUAAUACAACUUUCUGGACCAUGGUCCAGAAAGGCGGCAUGAGCAACACAGAUGCAGAGCUUGAAUUGAAGGGAACCGUAUCUUCGGACAAAAACGAGAUCCUCUUUAAAAGAUUCGGGAUCAAUUAUAAUAACGAGCCCGAAAUUUAUAAGAAGGGCAGCGUUGUUUACCGUCAGUAUCAACUAGAGGAACCUGGACACAGGCCAGAUCCCAGCGGCACACAAGAAAGAAGCCUAGAGGAAGCGGAAACUGGGUUUGCACAAGACGCAAAGUCUUCCAAAACUCAGCAGGAGAAGCUUAGGAAGUUGCGCCGAAAGGCGCAGGUCGUGGUUGAUCAUGUGGAUAUCAUCAAGGAUGAGUUCUGGGAGAGAAGGCCUUGGAUUCUUUCCAAUAAGCCCGGUAAAUUGCCAGCAGAUGGUUGACUGGGAGUUUCCUUCUUCUGAUAUCAUUGCGCUGAGCUGAGACACGGAGCAAUUCGACAACAGUCAUGAAUUGGGGUAUCAAGAUUCUAUGGAUAAUGAAAAUAUAUGCAUGUUGCAAUGUGCAGUAUACAGCACAAAUAUAACCGUCGACCAGACCUAAUCCGAGGUGGAUUUCUUCUUUUUGUCCUUUUUGUCUUUCUUUGCCUUCUUGGGCUCCUUGCUCGUGCUUAGUCCGGGGUCGGCAUUUUCGUCUGUCUUUAAUUUCUUGCUCUUCUUGGAUUCCUUCUUGUGUUUCUUGUCUUUCUUCUCCUUCAGAGUCUUUCCUAUUGCUGCCGACUCGUCCUGUCCACUGGAAUCCGUCUGUUCCUGUUCUGUCGAUGCUGGUGUCGGAUAAUCCGCCUCAGCAGAUAUGAGAGUUUCCUUUCUCCGGCGCCUUUCCUUCUUCUUUUUCUCAGUCUUCGAUGAUGACUUUGUUUUCGAGCCGUCCUUGCUAUCCUCUGCUUUCCUCUUCCGUUUUUCCUCCUUUCUUCUCCGUCGUCGCUCCUCUUUAUCCUCCUUGCUGGCCUCAUCUGAAGAACACCGCUCAGAUGAAACUCCCUCCUUGUCUUUUUUCUUCUUCUUGUCUUCCCUUUUCUUUUCCUUCUUCCGCAUCUUAGCCUCCUUCACCUCAUCAUCAGAAUCAACCCUCUUCCUCUUCCCCUUCCCAGACUUCUCCCCAUCAUUAUUAUCCCCCAUAGCUCCUUCUGCCCCUUGUCCAUGUCCGCACUCACGCCGAAUAGUCCCCUCCAAAACCUCUCCCCGCACAAAAAACCGGUAAAGCUCACUCGUCAACGCAUUCGCCGAUGAAGCACCGCCAUUAUCCCGCUGUUCGCUACCUACACCCUUCAGCGCAUCCUCGAAGCCACGCAGCCACCACUGAUUCGUUGGGUCCUUGGUCGUCUUCUUGCCCACGCCGUGGUUGUUGUUCUUUCGGGAUACGAGGAUCGGGCGCGUUAGUCCUAGGCCGCCGUGUGGGUGGUGUUUGCUGUUGGGGUUUAGAGGGUUGCCGGGUCCGGACCAGCCGUGGCGGAUUAGGUAGGCUUGGGCAUCCAUUUUUCUUUUUUCUUUUUCUUUUUGGGGGUUGGUGUUGGGUGUGCGUGUGGUUUUUUGGCUGGAGGUGCGAUAAGGGAUGGAUUGUUUUCUGUCGAGAUUUUCAGUAGGUGCGAUUCUAUGUCAUUUCGUCUUUUGUGUUUGCUUUGUAUUUAUUUUGAGGGAGGUAUUAGAAUAAAUGAUAUAGGGAAGAG